Molecule: messenger RNA, 1566 nt
Organism: Westerdykella ornata
Lineage: Eukaryota; Fungi; Ascomycota; Dothideomycetes; Pleosporales; Sporormiaceae
Product: carbon-nitrogen hydrolase
Exons: 1
Coding region: 66-1349 (427 amino acids)
Molecular function (GO): catalytic activity
Source: RefSeq, a predicted model, not a curated record
CCUACACCUAUCCAUACUCCAAUUGUCACCAUUAUACUCACCACUCACUUCUUGACCAUAACCUGAUGCCCCAGAAACUCAAGAUUGCGUCCGCGCAAUCGCGCACGCUCUCGACUACCCCCGAGACUGUCCGCGCACUCGAACGGACGACGAAGUCCGCAGCCGAACAAGGCAUUGACAUCAUACUCUUCCCUGAAGCGUAUCUCGGAGGCUACCCGCGCUCGUGCACGUUCGGAAACGCCGUGGGCGGACGCACCGAAGAAGGACGGAACCAAUUCCUGCACUACUUCCAUGAUGCGGUCGACCUGGGCGACACUCCUCGCGGAGCUGGGGAUGAUUGGGUAGAGCGAAAGCUGCCACUUCCAAAGGAUAGGAAACAUCGCGGGGAUGGGACACGCGAGGAAUUGGAGAGGAUUGCGAGAGAAACGGGCGUGUUCAUCGUCACUGGACUGGUGGAACGGGCCGGAGGCACAUUGUACUGCGGUGUUGUGUACGUGUGCCCCCGUUACGGUAUCAUUGGCAAACGACGCAAGGUCAUGCCCACGGGCUCGGAACGGACAAUCUGGGGCCAGGGGUCACCAUCGACGUUGCGAGCGGUGACGACGGAGAUCAAGGGUGUGAGGUUGUGCAUGGCGGCGGCGAUCUGUUGGGAGAACUACAUGCCCUUGUUGAGGCAGGCGCUGUAUUCCCAGAACGUCAAUCUUUGGUUCGCGCCGACCGCUGAUGCGCGGGACGCCUGGGCGUCUUUGAUGAGGACAGUAGGCAUCGAGGGCAGGUGUUUCGUCGUCAGCGCAAACCAGUGUGUCCGGAGAAAGCACCUCCCAGCUUGGGUCACAUGUCAGAAGAACGAACCUGAGAGCCAUGCGCACCAUGAGCAACUAUCUCAACAACAUACUGGAGUGGAGAGGCAGUCUCAACACGUUACCGUGAGGAGGAGAAAGAGCACAAUUGUCGUGACAGAAGGUGAUAACGAGAUUUGCCUCCCCUGUCUCAAGGAUGGGCCCAACGCUGGUCAACCUAAUGGAGACUCCGCCAUCCACGACGACGAGGUUUCACCCAGCGCUACGCCACCAAAGUCGUUCAAACCUCAAUCCGCUUUGCUGUCACAAUUGUCCAUUCCGGCCGGUGAGGAGUUCGUCUGUCGUGGAGGUUCCUGCAUAAUUUCACCAAUGGGUGAAGUCCUUGCGGGACCGCUCUGGGAAGUGGAGGAUGGAGGUCUGCUGGUAACUGAGGUCGACUUUGAAGAUUGCGAAAGGGGUAGGCUGGACCUUGAUGUCGCGGGCUCAUAUUCGCGCAUGGACAGCUUCCAUCUCACUGUAGAUGGUCUUGAUUUGGACCCUCCGCCUUGAGUGAAGGCUGGAAGUUCAGACUGUAUUGGAAAUUUGGAUAGCUGGAAUUAUCAAUCAUAUUGAUGAUUAAGGAAGAUGGGAGAAAAUUGGUCGCUCCUCCUGGGUGCGUAGUGAGUACUUCUCUAGUGUGGCCAAUAGGGACUGGAUAAGCGGCUUCUAUAUAGCUAGCAUGUCCUUUUUGUAUCCCAUAAAAGUGUAAGACACGUUAAGAAUGUAA